Messenger RNA from Truncatella angustata, 1054 nucleotides. RefSeq lists its product as uncharacterized. The record is from RefSeq and is a predicted model, not a curated record. NCBI's taxonomy places the organism in Eukaryota, Fungi, Ascomycota, Sordariomycetes, Amphisphaeriales, Sporocadaceae. The transcript has a single exon. Bases 268 to 987 code for a protein of 239 amino acids.
GCAGCUGUUGAAUCUGAAUAUUGAUCUGAUCAGCGAUGAGCUGCACCACGAGUCGUUGCCGCUUCUAGGCUUCAAACUCACGUCACAUCACUCUCGAGAAGCUAUUCAUUCAUUCACACUCUUGCCAAUUAAGUCAAGCUCCAUCUGGAUCUUGUCACGCUUAUUGUUAUUUCGCCCAUUCGCCUGCUCCUCCUGCCAUUUCCCUCUCCACCGGCUGCAGAAAACCGUACAGUAGAUGCGUCUUCAACCCAGGUUUGGUCAUGCAUCAUGACGGCUGUCGCGGUCCAACGUAGUGCAUAUCCUGCACAGGAGCAGCAUCCCAACCCAGCAGUCUCUUCCUCCUCUUCGCGACCUUCUGUCCAGCAACAUCCAUCGCGCAAGAGCUCCGCUCCAGCCGCCUCAUUCGCGCCAUCAAGAGUCGCACGCGACGCAUCCGCCCCAGCAAACGGAAGCUCAGCGGCCAUGUCGUCCUACAACCUCCAGCCACAUCAAGGCAUACCGAACGGUUUACAUCAAGCCCAGACGCAGCAAUAUUUACUGAACGGUCACGAUGCGCAUUACAUAAAUGGUGCCUCAGCCGAAGACGAUGCUGCCUCCGGCCGGAGGCCAUCAUCCGCCCCAGGCAAUAGGGGACAGCUCGCUAUUCGCACCACUUCCUUCGACGAUUCGGAUCGGGAUCAGCCUAGACGCCUGUCGAAACCGCUGCUACUGCGCUCCAAGAGCGAGCAUAUCUUACGAAACUACGAUGACCUUGAACAGACCGAUGACGAAGUGUACGACUGGAGCGCAAGACAUGGGUUCGAGGACCACUACCAAUCUGAAGAUAUCAUAUCUCACUUGGCAAAUGUGAGUGGCAAUACUUUCCUUGAUCCGCCAUCAGACCGUGCCAGACAGUGCAGCGUUUCUCCGCAGAUCUGUCGAGCUGUGCACAGACGAUUAUUAUUCCGUUCGGAUUCACCCCCGUAUCAUAUUUUAUAUUCACCUUAGACAGUGGACAUGUGGGGUUGAAGCCAAGCUGACUUUGCUCGAAGAACUGGUAUAUGUACUAUACCGA